Molecule: messenger RNA, 3586 nt
Organism: Dryobates pubescens (Downy woodpecker)
Lineage: Eukaryota; Metazoa; Chordata; Aves; Piciformes; Picidae
Product: cytosolic phospholipase A2 beta
Exons: 21
Coding region: 97-2721 (874 amino acids)
Biological process (GO): glycerophospholipid catabolic process
Cellular component (GO): cytosol
Molecular function (GO): calcium ion binding; calcium-dependent phospholipid binding
Source: RefSeq, a predicted model, not a curated record
UCCAGCAGCAACAACAAGCUGUGAGCGUGUUUGUCAGCUGACAACAGAUCUGUUACCCAAACUGGGCUUUCUGUUGCUGUCGCCAUCUUGCGUGUCAUGGGGAGCCCACCGGCCAAGAUGAAGUUUUGCCCCAUCCACAUGCUUUCUGUCAGAAUCAUACAAGCUAGGAACAUCAAAUCAAGAGACCUGCGGUCAGUUCCACUUUCCUGCCAAAACCUUGCUGGGCAUUGUUAUUCACUGCUUGAUACCAGUCUGAAGUAUUUAGGCAUCUCGGGCUGCAGUAGAAAUCUUCCAUCAAGUCCAGACUCCAGCUCUGAAAGACAUCACCUUGGAGAUUUCCUUUCACACCGUUGUCAAGCAUCACAAAUGACUGCAUCAGACUGCUAUGUGCGCUUGUGGCUGCCAUCUGCUUCAAAGGGAAAGCUUCAGACCAAAACCAUCAAGAAUUCUGACAACCCAGUCUGGAACGAGACUUUCUACUUUAGGAUCCAGAGAGAAGUUGAGAACAUUUUAGAAUUGGCAGUGUGUGAUGAAGAUCCCCUCACCAAAGAUGACAUGCAGUUCACAGUUCUUUUUAAUGUUGCUAGAAUCAGACCUGGGGAGACAGUCCGUGAGACAUUUGCUUUGAAAUCAGAGAAAGAGACGUGUGCUAAGAAAUGGGAAAGUUUGGAAGUAGAAUUCUGGAUGGAAAGAAUUCCUGGCCCUCCAGAGCAACUCAUUACCAAUGAUGUCCUAGUGUCCCGUGAGGUUUGCUGCUUGGCAGUGCAAGUGGACGCUAAUGAAAGCAAGAAAUAUUUGAAAGAGGGUAAAAACCUCGUGCUUUCGGUGCCUGCAUCUCAUGAGGGAACACAGAGGACUACAGAAGACACAGAUACUUUCUACUUCCAUUGCGUGAAGGCUUGGGAGCCAGUCCUAAGAGUCAGGCUGCAGAAAGUUUCUGAUCAGGAAGAUGACAACAGCAAUUUGAGUGACACCUUAACAGUACCACUGAAAUUUCUCCCUGUCGGACAUACAGUGAAAGUAACCCUCCCUGUAAGACAUAAUGUGCCACUGCAGUUGUACCUCCAGUUAAAUGACUGCACUGAAAAGCUGGAUGUGCGCUUUGGGUAUGACCUGUGCCGAGAAGAGCAAGAAUUCCUGCUGAAAAGGAAGAGAGUGGUUGCCAAUGCCUUGAAAAGGGUUCUUCAUCUGGGAAGAGAUCUACAUGGCCAUGAGGUCCCAGUAAUAGCUGUUAUGGCAACAGGUGGCGGCCUCAGAGCAAUGUCAGCUAUGUUUGGCCACCUCUUAGCUCUUCAGAAGCUUCAUCUGUUGGACUGUGUCACCUAUGUCACUGGGGCGUCUGGCUCCACAUGGACCCUAGCAGACCUAUAUGAGCAUGCUGACUGGUCACAGAGGUCUCUGGAGGGGCCACUUAAGGCAGUAAAAGAACAAGUGACAAAGUGCAAAUUCAACCUUAUGUCUAUAGAGCAUCUGAAGUACUAUCACAAGGAGAUCGCUGAGAGGGCAAAAGCAGGACAUGUGUCAUCUUUUACGACUUUGUGGUCACUUGUUCAGGAAAUGUUCUUGCAUGAAAAGCCAAGAAAGUACAAACUCACAGACCAGCGCAAGGCUUUGGAGCACGGACAAAACCCACUGCCUUUCUAUGCAGUCCUCAAUGUGAAAGGUGAAAAGUUUGGUACCUUCAAAUUUAGAGAGUGGGCAGAGUUCUCUCCUUAUGAGGUGGCCAUACCAAAAUAUGGAACCUCCAUUCCCUCAGAAUAUUUUGACAGUGAGUUCUUCAUGGGAAGGAGAGUGAAGAAGCUGCCAGAAUCCCGGAUCUGCUAUCUGGAAGGUCUUUGGACAAACAUCUUCACGAGGAAUUUGCUGGACGGCUUGUACUGGUCCUCAAAUUCAAAUGAGUUCUGGGAACGCUGGGCCAAAGAUAUGGUAGAUAUAGAAAAACAUUCCCCUGAGGAGGACAUCACCGUUAUCGAGCCUCCGUCUUGCUUGUCAGGGAAGCUGUAUGAAAUGUUUCAGGACAUUAUGACCAAGCGUCCACUGCUGGCAAAGUCUCAUAACUUCCUGAGAGGCUUAGAAUUUCACAAGGAUUAUAUCCAUCAGAAAAAAUUUAUUGAAUGGAAAGACACUGUGCUGGAUGCUUUCCCUAACAACCUGACACCGUUGCAGAAAUACCUUUGCCUGAUAGAUGUUGGCUAUUUCAUCAACACCAGUGGUGCAGCACUUUUCAAACCAGAGAGGAACGUGGAUGUCAUCAUCUCACUUGAUUAUGGUUUGGGGAACGUGUUCAAGCAAUUAGAGAUGACAUACAAGUAUUGCAAGAUACAGAAAAUCCCAUUCCCCAAAGUGGAGCUAAGUGAAGAAGAUGAGAAGAACCCAAAGGAAUGUUACGUGUUUUCGGAUGCAGAGGACCCCAGAGCACCCAUAGUCAUCCAUUUCCCUCUGGUGAAUGACAGCUUUCAGAAAUACAAGGAGCCUGGGGUAAGGCGCUCUCACUCAGAGAUGGAGGAAGGCCAAGUAAAUCUGGAGAACAACUGCUCACCCUACUACCUCAUCAGGCUAAUCUACUCCUCUGAAAACUUUGACAAACUUGUGAAUCUGAGCAAAUACAACAUCCUCAAUAACAGAGAGCUGCUCCUCCAGGCAAUCCGCAGCGCCGUAGAACGGAAGAGAAGCAGCAGGACUGGGAAUUUCCCCAGCUACGCUGGAGCUGGAUACCUCUAGGCUGGGAACAGUGCCUCUGGCUCUGUUUCCCACUGGAGGCUGCAGCACAUCACAGUCACAUUACAUCACAGUCACACUACUACAUACCACAGUGUUGAUUAUUUGCAGGAAACUGAGGAAACCUCUACAUUUCUCAUCUUGCCAUGUUCCAAGUGUCUAGCUUUCAAAAGGGCUUAUUUAAUCUCCUUCCUCCAAGUUAUCAGACCAUGAGAGCCUCACAUGGUUGUCUUUCUUGUUAAGAAAUUAGGGUCCUGGUUAGCAGAGGCCAUCCAGGACCUCCCUGGUAGAUAUCCUAUAGAAUAUGGUGGUGGUGAUAGCUAUAGUUCUUUGUAUGUGCCUGUCCCCUCAAUCCUGAGCCCACUCUCAGUGUCUUGUCAAUGCUCUGUUGCAAACCCAGUCCUGGCCAUUUGCAUUCAGUAAUGUCCAGAUUUUCAGACAGGCUGAGCUAGUAAAACUUGCACUGAAUUGAUGGGCUCAGCUUUGAAGUCAGGCCAAGGAGUCAUAUAUAUCUGUGAACAAUGGCCAAACUGCAACAGGGGCAAUUGCAUUGUCCUCUAGCUGAUUUUGAAAUCAUUCCCUUUUUUCCCCCACUUCCCUGCAAGAGUUUGGCACAGAAAUGCUGCUCCAGACUGCCAUGAGGGGGGCAGUUACAUUUCAAGGAGAGAGGAUGUUAGCUGCAGUGAGCAAGUAUGGUUCCCUUGAGCCUCGGCUGGUGGAAAAAUUGUGCAUAAGGCAUGAGUGAUGGUAGUGAUUUAUACAGCAAGCUUUUGAUACCAGAGACUAGAGAGGAAUGAUUGCCGUAGACUCAAGUACAUUUAAUUCAAUGGUCUUGACCAAGACAUAAGCUGGUGCUCCUUACAGAUGU